AUGGCUGCUGCAGAAUACACCAGCCAUCCCAGAUCAGAAGCCACCUCCUUUCUUGAUCCUGUUCCAAACCUUACUCCUGGUUCUACUGGACAUGUGAUUAGCCUCUCAGGAGCAACUCUGUGUCUACAGUCACCUCACCCACUUAAAGAGAUACAGCGCAUCGAAUGGAAGGUACAGUUAAUCUCAGAUCCAAAAUGCCAUAUGAUACUGACUCAGAAGACUAAUUCCACUGUGAAGUAUGAACCUUGGAGUUUGAAGCAUUUCAACAAUCGGCUUAACUAUACUGGCAAAGACUCGACUCUUCUCAUCAAUGCAGCUCAGCAUCAGGACAGUGGUUACUACUUGCUGGCUGUCACUGAUACAAAGGGGUUUGUUAUCAAAACCCACUUCCAGGUUUCUGUAUUUGUAUCUCUGCUUACAGAUCAUGUUGAAAAGCCACAUUUGCAGGCAGAAAUGAAGGUCUUGGAUAAUGGAAUGUGUCAAGUGAAUCUGUCCUGCUCAGUCUCCGGGGUUGGGGAUGUGAGUUAUGCUUGGUACAGAGGGAGUGAGCUGAUACCGAUACCCAGCAACCUCAUCAACCCCAGCAACCUGGUGGAUCAGAUUGGUGUUGAAAACUUGCAUACGUAUACCUGCAAUGUCAGCAACCCUGUUAGUUGGGCAAGCCACACCCUCAACCUUACACACGGAUGUCUGAGGGCUCAUCAGAAAUUCAACUUUCUGCUCUGUGCGGUGAUCACAGCGAUUCUGCUAGUCAUACUAUUCCUUGGCACCCUCACCUACUUCUGUUUGUGGAAGAGGCACAGGAAGCAGUCAUGUUCCAGCACAAAAGGAUAUCUAACAGUUUAUGAAGAUGUCAACAAUCUGAAAAUCAUGGGAAAUCGAGAACAGGAUCAAAAGCAGAAUUCCACUGCAGAAGACAGCACCAUCUACUCCAGCAUCCAGCCUCAGAGUUCUGCUUCCACAUCACAAGAAGCUACAAAUUCAAUAUAUUCAUUGGUGUCUCCUUCCCUGAAGUCUGGGUUCAAAGAGAGGAUCCAUAGUCCUUUCUUCAAUAGCAGCAUCUAUGAAGAGAUAAGUGUUGGAAAGAGACAACUCAGAGCCCAGAACCCUGCUCGACUGAGCCAAAGGGAGCUGGAGAACUUCCGUUUUUAUUCCUAA
This is a messenger RNA of Chrysochloris asiatica (Cape golden mole), 1158 nucleotides long. It is a transcript of the gene CD244, whose product is annotated as CD244 molecule, natural killer cell receptor 2B4. Gene Ontology annotation, biological process: natural killer cell activation involved in immune response. The record is from RefSeq and is a predicted model, not a curated record. The coding region runs from base 1 to 1158 and encodes 385 amino acids. The transcript has 9 exons. Gene Ontology annotation, cellular component: external side of plasma membrane. Lineage: Eukaryota; Metazoa; Chordata; Mammalia; Afrosoricida; Chrysochloridae. Gene Ontology annotation, molecular function: MHC class I protein binding.